This is a messenger RNA of Caenorhabditis briggsae, 735 nucleotides long. The transcript has 5 exons. The coding region runs from base 1 to 735 and encodes 244 amino acids. The record is from RefSeq and is a predicted model, not a curated record. NCBI's taxonomy places the organism in Eukaryota, Metazoa, Nematoda, Chromadorea, Rhabditida, Rhabditidae.
AUGGUCAUCACACGAAAACGAAGAGACUCGAACAACACAUUCUUCUGUACUUUUGUAUUCUUUUGUCAGUGUUUAAUCAUUCUUUAUUUGUAUAAACAUUUGAAGAAUAGUGAGUUUUUAAACAUACUUUUGCAGAAAAUGCGUCUAGAAGCGUUCAAGGAAUCCGAGAAGAUUCGAAAGGAAAUUUUGGAACUUUCAAAACAAAAUGAGACGACACAAUUCUACAAUAGCAUCAAAUUCGAGGCGUUUUGUCCAAAAAAAGUGAGAAUUGGAGGAGAUGGUGACAGUGGGAAAGAAAUCCAAAAAAUCACUGAUAAUCGAUGUAAAAUUGUUGGCGCUGAUAUGGCGGAGCAAAAUCAGACUACAAAGGAAAAAUACGAUAAAAUGAGGGGUCAAUUGUUUGUUGGAAACAUUCCAGACACAUUGAAAAUGUAUCGACUAAUGAUUGAUUCUGAAUCCCGGGAUGUGGAAAUUCUGAAAAUCGAUAUCGAAAGUUCGGAACAUGAAGCACUGGAACCAUUUUUGAAGGAUUAUUUUGUAUGCCAGAUUCUUAUUGAAAUUCAUGGACACCCAGAGAAACAAUUGGAAAUGUUGAGGAAAUUGUCAAGACUCGGCUUCCGCCUAUUCAACUUGGAACCGAAUCCAACGUGUCCCAUCUGUUGUGAAUAUUCAUUUAUCAACGAAAUGUGCAUGUAUCGUUAUCAAGUCACCCCAUUGGCCAUUUUAAUUCCUUAA